This is a messenger RNA of Bufo bufo (common toad), 5725 nucleotides long. RefSeq names its product disco interacting protein 2 homolog A (gene DIP2A). The transcript has 39 exons. The coding region runs from base 238 to 4974 and encodes 1578 amino acids. Lineage: Eukaryota; Metazoa; Chordata; Amphibia; Anura; Bufonidae. Gene Ontology annotation, cellular component: cell surface. The record is from RefSeq and is a predicted model, not a curated record.
CCAAGCGCGUUCCCGUACGCCAGGCCGGUCCUAUCCUAUGGGGAUGGGACUAGCGGAGGAAGAGAGAGGAGAGGCCUGAGCAGUCCAGGCUGGAGAGCUGGGAGUGAGAUCACUCGCUGGUGGGAGAAGAGUAGGCGAUCCGCCCUGACAGUGAGGGCGGAGGACAGGCCCUGGCCGGUGCACACAGCAGGGUGCAUGUACCGUGGAGGAUAGCCGCUGUAUGACACUGGCACUAGGAUGGCGGAGAGAGGGGGAUGUGCGCUCCUGGAGUCUCUGCCGGUGGAGAUACGGGAGAGCCUGGCGGAGCUGGAGCUGGAGCUGUCUGAAGGAGACAUAACCCAGAAAGGUUAUGAGAAGAAGAGAGCUAAACUGCUGGCUCGCUACAUUCCACUCAUUCAAGGUGUAGACCCUUCACUACAAACAGACGGCAAACUUCUGGGCACAUCUCAAAUUACUACCACCGCAAACAAACAGCAGAGAUCCCGGUCUACCAGCUCAAGGGAUGAACGAUUUCGAUCUGACGUUCACACAGAAGCCGUGCAAGCAGCUUUGGCUAAAUACAAGGAGAGAAAAAUGCCGAUGCCUUCUAAACGUCGCUCUACUCUUGUCCAGCCUUCAGUAGAGACCUACACGCCUCCAGACACCUCGUCAGCUUCGGAGGAUGAGGGCUCAUUGCUUCGUCAGGGACGCAUCACAUCCACCCCGCUUCAAGGUCAUUCGAACGUAGAGCCCUGGAUUAGCAGAGUAACCCAGGGCUCCUCCACCUCAUCCUCAGCAUCCUCCACCUCAUCACACCCAGGAGCCAAGCCUGCUGCCUCCAACAGCUGCCCUGUCAUCGCAGCUGCCACCAUGCUGGCAGACCUCAUGGCACAUGCCCAGAUAGAGAGUGUAUCUGCACCACCUGACGUGACUACUGGACUCCUAGGAAACUCUCAUCAUGAGCGUCCACAGGUGGCAUCUGUGCGUGGAGUGCCACGGGGGUUCAACAGCAGCAUUUUAGAAACAGCAGAUGGUGUGCCAGUAAACAGCAGAGUCUCUUCAAAAAUCCAGCAGCUUCUCAAUACCUUAAAAAGGCCAAAGCGUCCUCCACUAAGAGAGUUCUUUGUGGAUGAUUUUGAGGAGCUCCUGGAGGUUCAACAGCCGGAUCCCAACCAGCCAAAACCCGAAGGAACAGAAAUGGCACUUCUCAAAGGAGAACCUCUGGGAGUUGUGUCUAACUGGCCUCCUUCAUUGCUAACAGCGCUUCACCGCUGGGGGACUACACAACCGAAAGCCCCAUGUCUUACCUCUUUGGACACUACUGGCAAAGCAAUGUAUUCACUUACAUACGGUAAAUUGUGGAGCCGGAGUGUUAAACUAGCAUAUACUCUAUUAAAUAAGCUGACCAGCAAAAAUGAGUCUCUCCUUAAGCCGGGAGACAGGGUGGCACUUGUGUUUCCCAAUAAUGACCCUGUGAUGUUCAUGGUAGCAUUUUAUGGCUGUCUUCUUUCAGACCUUAUUCCUGUGCCCAUCGAAGUGCCACUGACUAGGAAGGAUGCAGGUAGUCAGCAGAUCGGCUUCCUCCUGGGUAGUUGUGGAAUCUCAUUAGCUCUUACAACAGACGCUUGUCAGAAGGGACUACCUAAAGCCCAGACCGGCGAAGUGGUGACUUUUAAAGGUUGGCCUCGUCUGGCAUGGUUUGUUAUUGAUGGAAAGCAUUUAAUGAAGCCUCCCAAAGAUUGGCAUCCACAUAUCAGAGAUGCCAACAAUGAUCCCGCUUAUAUUGAGUACAAGACCAGCAAGGAAGGCAGCACUAUGGGGGUCACAGUGUCUCAGUCAGCCAUGUUGGCACACUGUCAUUCUCUAACACAAGCCUGUGGCUACUCGGAAGCUGAAACAUUGAUUAAUGUCUUGGACUUCAAGAGGGAUGCUGGUCUAUGGCAUGCAGUGCUCACCAGUGUGAUGAAUCGCAUGCAUGUAGUCAGCAUACCAUAUGCUUUGAUGAAAGUGAAUCCACUCUCCUGGAUUCAAAAAGUUAAUGCCUACAAAGCCCGUGUUGCACUAGUGAAGUCCAGAGACAUGCACUGGUCUCUUCUGGCACAGAGAGAUCAGCGGGACGUCAGCCUAGGCUCCCUGAGAAUGCUGAUUGUAGCUGAUGGAGCCAAUCCAUGGUCUAUAUCAUCUUGUGAUGCCUUCCUUAACGUCUUCCAGUCGCGAGGUCUGAGGCCAGAAGUGAUCUGUCCUUGUGCCAGUUCAUCUGAGGCUCUCACAGUGUCCAUGCGCAGACCGCCAGAUCUAGGUGGAGUUCCUCCUGGAAAGGUAGUUCUGUCAAUGAACGGGUUAAGUUAUGGUGUCAUUCGAGCAGACACGGAGGAGAAAUUGUCGGUUCUUACUGUGCAAGAUGUGGGACAAGUAAUGCCUGGGGCCACCAUGUGUGUGGUAAAAGUGGAGGGAGCACCAUAUCUAUGUAAGACGGAUGAAGUUGGAGAGCUGUGUGUCUCCUCAAACUCCACAGGCACUGCGUACUAUGGUCUUCAUGGAAUUACCAAGAAUAUCUUUGAGACUAUGCCACUUACUGCCAAUGGAGAUCCCGUUUCUAGCCAGCCAUUUCUUAGAACUGGGCUUCUAGGCUUCAUUGGGCCAGAGCGUUUGGUAUUUGUUGUUGGGAAGGUGGAUGGUCAGAUGGUCGUAAGUGGACGCAGGCACAGCUGCGAUGAUGUAGUAGCAACAGCCCUCGCUGUAGAGCCAAUGAAGUUUGUUUACAGAGGCAGGAUAGCCGUAUUUUCAGUAAACGUGCUGCAUGACGAGAGGAUUGUACUGGUAGCUGAGCAGCGCCCAGACUCUUCAGAAGAGGACAGCUUCCAGUGGAUGAGUAGAAUACUGCAGGCAAUAGACAGCAUUCACCAAGUUGGUGUGUACUGCCUGGCACUUGUACCUGCAAACACUCUUCCCAAAGCACCUCUAGGUGGGAUUCACAUCUCUGAAACAAAGCAACACUUUUUAGAGGGUUCUCUGCAUCCAUGCAAUGUUCUCAUGUGCCCGCACACGUGCGUCACUAAUCUGCCAAAACCUCGACAGAAACAGCCAGAUGUGGGUCCCGCUUCCAUGAUUGUGGGAAACCUAGUGGCUGGAAAAAGAAUUGCACAGGCUUGUGGAAGGGAUGUCUCACAGCUAGAAGACAAUGACCAGGCAAAGAAGUUCUUGUACCUGGCUGAUGUUUUACAGUGGAGGGCACAAACCACUCCCGAUCAUCUUCUGCUUCUCCUGCUUAAUUCCAAGGGUGCUGUGGUCAGCUCUGCAUCCUGUUUGCAGUUGCACAAGAGAGCAGAACGUGUUGCUGCUGGGCUACUAGAGAAAGCUCGUCUCAAUGUUGGGGAUCAUGUAGCCCUUGUAUUUCCUCCAGGCAUUGACCUUAUUGCCACAUUUUUUGGUUGCCUUUAUGCUGGUUGUAUUCCCAUCACCGUGCGUCCUCCACACCCGCAAAACCUUGCUACCACUUUGCCUACUGUGAAGAUGAUUGUAGAGGUUAGCAAGUCCUCUUGUAUCCUCACAACUCAAGCAAUAAUGCGUUUGCUUAAAUCAAAAGAAGCUGCUGCUGCUGUAGACAUCAAGACCUGGCCAACCAUUUUGGACACUGAAGACAUGCCCAAGAAGAAAAUAGCUCGUGUUUUCAGGCCAACGUCACCAGAUACCCUGGCUUAUUUGGAUUUCAGUGUGUCUACCACAGGGAUCUUAGCUGGAGUGAAGAUGUCUCAUUCAGCCUGCAGUGCCUUAUGUCGAUCCAUAAAACUGCAAUGCGAGUUGUACCCAUCUCGGCAGAUUGCUAUCUGUUUAGACCCAUACUGUGGCUUGGGCUUUGCCCUUUGGUGCUUGUGCAGUGUUUACUCUGGGCAUCAAUCUAUCCUAGUUCCCCCUCUCGAGCUGGAGACUAAUGCAUCCUUGUGGCUCAGUGCAGUUAGUCAGUACAAAGUACGUGUCACUUUCUGCUCUUACUCGGUCAUGGAGAUGUGUACCAGAGGCUUGGGCACACAAACUGGCACCCUUAAGUCCCGGGGUGUGAACCUGUCCUGUGUGCGCACAUGUAUGGUGGUAGCAGAAGAAAGGCCACGGAUCUCACUCACGCAGUCCUUCUCUAAGCUGUUCAAAGACCUGGGACUGUCCACCCGAGCGGUGAGCACCACAUUCGGCUGUCGAGUCAACGUGGCCAUUUGUUUGCAGCCCAACAGACUGGGCAAGCUUGCUGAUCAGGGUACUGCAGGUCCUGACCCAACCACUGUCUAUGUAGACAUGCGAGCGCUGCGCCAUGACAGAGUGCGACUAGUGGAGAGGGGUUCACCACAUAGUCUGCCCCUAAUGGAAUCUGGAAAGAUUCUUCCCGGUGUGAAAGUCAUUAUUGCACACACAGAAACCAAAGGACCCCUUGGAGACUCUCAUUUAGGAGAGGUUUGGGUGAGCAGUCCACACAAUGCUAAUGGGUAUUAUACUGUGUAUGGAGAAGAGGCCCUGCAUGCGGAUCACUUCAAUGCAAGACUCAGCUUUGGUGACACACAGACCAUUUGGGCACGGACAGGAUACCUUGGCUUUCUACGUAGAACUGAGCUAACUGAUGCCAGUGGAGAGCGACAUGAUGCUCUGUAUGUGGUGGGCUCCCUUGAUGAAACCUUGGAAUUACGAGGAAUGAGAUACCAUCCCAUUGAUAUAGAGACGUCUGUGAUUCGAUCUCACAAGAAUAUUGCUGAAUGUGCUGUUUUCACGUGGACAAACCUUCUAGUAGUUGUUUUAGAGUUGGAUGGACCGGAGCAGGAGGCCCUUGACCUAGUGGCUCUAGUGACAAAUGUAGUUUUGGAGGAGCACUAUCUGAUUGUUGGUGUUGUCGUCAUUGUGGACCCAGGUGUAAUUCCCAUCAACUCACGAGGAGAAAAGCAGCGUAUGCACCUACGUGAUGGAUUCCUUGCUGAUCAGCUUGAUCCCAUAUAUGUAGCAUACAACAUGUGAAACAAGAAAAAGCUGCUUCCUGCCUUAUCCAACCAUGUGCUGGGAAUGAAACAUAGCUGAGCAGAGGAGACUUCAUACUACUUCCAUUCAUCAAGGUGCUGGAUUGCUGCUGUUUUCCUUCUCAGGCGAUUUGUCUUCCCACCACCUAGGUGUGCUCCUAGUCACAGAUGGAGGCAAACCCUCUUGAUGCCACGAAUGUUCAGAACAGAAUGUAACUAAUGAACUUUUACCUCUUACUGUGGCACUGGAUGUAGCUUCCUGAACCCCAACCUUCCAAUGCUGUGUUUCCUGUGCAGCGUACGUCCUGCCUUGUGUUGUGUCGCCUUACAGAGCCCAAAUCCAUGCAAUAAUGUGAAUCUUUGGAUCUCCUAAUUCUGAGCACAUAGAUUUUAUUUUAUUUUAUCUAGUGGCCCCCUGAGCCAAGAUGGAUUUUUCCAAAGUGUGAAUGUUCACCAGCCCUUUAUGAGCUGCUACUUCACUUCUCAUCACUGAACUGAAUGUAAUUAUGUACAGAGACUGUAUAAUUUAUUACGUGCAUCAACCUAAAGGACAUCCUACUUGGUUCUGAACAAAAGGGACAGGACCACUUCAAUUUUAACACUGUAGUUUUUAUAGCAAAAAAAAAAUGUGAAAAAAAAAAAACCUCCAUUAAGCACUACAGAGCCUGACAGUUACCUGUGAUAUUACAAAAAUGAUAAAAAGCACAUUAAACAUUUUAAAAAUGUCCUUAGUGAUGGGCACUGUCUUCAAA